AUGAAGAAACCACUUCUCUUUCUUCUCCUCGUCGCCUAUACUUUUUGCUACACGGACGACCUCGGAUAUCCGGGAGAUCUACGGGACUACGAUCCGCCGAGACUGCUGGAUGUCUACAAUCCGUACGCCGAAGGACGCGCCGGAAGGGUUAAGAGGGUGAGGCGGCAGAGUUGGUUCCAGUUGAUUCGGAUAGCGUUACAGACUCAAACUUCUGCCGAGGUAGCCGAGAUCAUAAAAAGUCUGGAGCGUCCGGUGAUUUAUGUCGGCGAGAUCAACAACGACAAUCGGGAGGUGAUCGGUGAAGCGGCUGCUGGUCUUGCUGGAUGA
Messenger RNA from Caenorhabditis sp. 36 PRJEB53466, 327 nucleotides. NCBI's taxonomy places the organism in Eukaryota, Metazoa, Nematoda, Chromadorea, Rhabditida, Rhabditidae. The record is from the annotation of a GenBank genome assembly.